Messenger RNA from Clarias gariepinus (North African catfish), 1509 nucleotides. RefSeq lists its product as uncharacterized. The record is from RefSeq and is a predicted model, not a curated record. Bases 529 to 1038 code for a protein of 169 amino acids. Gene Ontology annotation, biological process: protein ubiquitination. The transcript has 4 exons. Gene Ontology annotation, molecular function: ubiquitin protein ligase activity. NCBI's taxonomy places the organism in Eukaryota, Metazoa, Chordata, Actinopteri, Siluriformes, Clariidae.
ACUGGGAAAGAGACCUCCCCUUCUACUUUUCAUCUGAACUGGGCUGUCACAAGGUCGCCCCCUGCUCUGCUGUGCCACUCAGUGCAAGAGAUCCCCUACCACUCCUACUACUCAACGCAGCCUUUAAAAAGACACACCAGGCAGUUACACAGACAGCAGAACUGGUUCUUCCUCUCACACUCACACACUGACACUUACUCGAUUGAGCAAACGGCUGGAAAGGAGAAAGAACAACAAGCUCAUGACAGACAGCUGGUAUAGCAGCGCUCUCUUGGCUAGAGGAAGAAAAUAAAACAGAACUUUCAUUGUUCCUGGGAAAAAAAAAUCAGACCACGUUCUAAUUAAUCACAGAAGGACAUUCAAAACGAGCAAAAUCUCCUGCUGUGGAAUAUUUUCUAACAGGCGCCUCAUCCAACUCUCUAUCCUGCACUUAUUGACUUCUCCUGUUAGGCUGGUGACAUCCCUACGGGAUCUGAAUAGCCCAUUCAUAUACCCUCCUCGCUCAUUCAACCUCCGUGACUCUGUGCCAUGGUACUGACUGAAGAUCACGAGUGCGGCGUGUGCUAUGAGCGCUACUCCAGGAGCAAGCACGUUCCCAGAGUGCUCUUCUGCAACCACACGUUUUGCUGCCCCUGCUUGGAGACCUUGGCCACACAGCAGGGUGGCAUGCUGAGCAUCAGGUGCCCGCUAUGCCGCCAAGUGUCCUGUGUGCGCCAGGGUCUCACGCUGGAGGAGGCGCUGUGGGUCAACAACCAGCUAUGGGAACACAUAGGAGAGGUCGACGAGCUGAAAGUGAAGUGGGAUUUAAAAGAAGAAGAAGAACAUGAAGAACAAGGCAAGAGGAGUGCCGUCGCAAAAGCAGCAUCUCCGGAACAACCGCAAUGGCCAAGACCAUCGUGCCAUCACAUCCCAUCACUCAGACUACGACUUCCAGGGUUCCUGAGGAGAAUGAUAGACCCUAGGCAGGAAAGGAUAAUCCCUGGAUCCAAUGUGCAAAUCAAAUCUUGGCGAAGACUGUCAGGGGAGGAAUUGCCCUGAACUAGGUUACUCCAGUCCGACCCUAACCAGUCUGCAUGAUAACCUCUCACUCUUGUUUAGCCAUUGUCAUUGAAGACAUCGUGCCACAGACAUAGACAGUAGCCCUGGAUCAGGAGCCUCAGCAUACGGAACUGAGCAGGAGUGAAAAACUGCGUCUGACUGUUUUUCUUGAACUGUGAUUUCCGCAUGAACGGUUUGACCAGUUUAUCCGUGGGGAUCUUCUCAUUAUUCAUUCCAUCCGUAAUCCUCUACAGCUGCCAUGAUAGGAUCUGUUUCAGCUGUUCCAACACAAAGAAAAAAAGUGAGAGUCCCAGAUUGCAAUAUGAGGCAGAACAGAUGGCCUCCUGAGACAGACCCCCUUCCGGACACCCCGACAACUCCACAUAAACCCUUUAACUUAUUAUUUCUUUUUUCUAUUUAUGUAUUUUUUCUUUUUAUUAUUAUUUCAAUAAAAAAAAUCUUUUUAGUAAA